This is a messenger RNA of Paramuricea clavata, 222 nucleotides long. The record is from the annotation of a GenBank genome assembly. Lineage: Eukaryota; Metazoa; Cnidaria; Anthozoa; Malacalcyonacea; Plexauridae.
GUUACGUUGAGGCUUCAGAUGAUUCUUAACGUGCGUGGAUACGACGUGGAGAUACGUUAUAUUCCUGGCUGUAAACAAAUAUUGGCUGAUUUUCUGAGUCGAGCAUCUUUACCAAAUUCCAAACAGGGAAAUUACGAAAAAUUCCAGGAAAUUCAUAUUGUUAUUGCAGUUUCCGACGAGCGACAUGAGGAAUUCCAGAAGGAGACCAAAACACGUGAGUGA